CCGGAGCCGGGAUGACCGCCAGUGACCCCGGAACGCGAGCCGCUGCCGCCGAAGGCUCGAGCUGAGGCCGGACUCCGGACACUGACCCGCAGGACCGGAGCAUGGACACGGGCAGCCCGAGGCCGGCCCACAACGGGCUGCAGAACGGCUUUCACCCGGGGCCCAGCCGCCGCAGCCCGGAGCGGGAGAACGAGUCACCCGCCAAGAAAUGCCGCAUCCGCAGGAGGAUCGACUCGGGGAGAAAAAACAGACCCCCAUUCCCAUGGUUUGGGAUGGAUAUUGGUGGAACGCUUGUCAAACUCGUGUAUUUUGAGCCGAAGGAUAUCACUGCUGAAGAAGAGCAGGAGGAAGUGGAGAAUCUGAAGAGCAUUAGGAAGUACCUUACUUCUAACAUAGCUUAUGGAAAAACAGGGAUUCGGGAUGUGCACCUGGAGCUGAAGAACUUGACCAUGUGUGGACGUAAAGGGAACUUGCAUUUUAUUCGCUUUCCAACACAUUCUAUGCCUAAAUUCAUCCAAAUGGGUAGAGACAAAAAUUUCUCUAGUUUGCAUACCACUAUGUGUGCAACAGGAGGUGGUGCCUACAAGUUUGAAGAUGAUUUCAGAAUGAUGGCUGACCUACAGCUCCACAAACUGGAUGAGUUGGACUGUUUAAUCCAAGGCCUUCUUUACAUUGAUUCCGUUGGGUACAAUGGUCAAUCUGAGUGCUACUAUUUUGAAAACCCCACUGACCCUGACCAGUGCCAGAAAAAACCGUACUGCUUAGAUAACCCUUACCCAAUGUUGCUGGUCAACAUAGGUUCAGGGGUCAGCAUCUUGGCUGUUUAUUCCAAAGAUAAUUACAAAAGGGUAACGGGAACCAGUCUUGGUGGAGGAACUUUCCUUGGCCUGUGUUGCCUGCUUACUGGAUGUGAAACCUUUGAAGAAGCUUUAGAAAUGGCAGCAAAAGGAGACAGCACUAAUGUAGAUAAACUCGUUAAGGAUAUUUAUGGAGGAGACUAUGAACGGUUUGGCUUACUUGGGUGUGCAGUAGCUUCUAGCUUUGGUCACAUGAUGAGUAAGGAGAAGCGAGAUUCCAUUAGUAAGGAAGACUUGGCCAGAGCGACACUGGUUACUAUUACAAACAACAUUGGAUCCAUAGCUCGAAUGUGUGCAUUGAAUGAGAACAUCAACAGGGUAGUGUUCGUUGGAAACUUCCUGAGAAUCAAUAUGGUCUCCAUGAAAUUACUGGCUUAUGCUAUGGAUUAUUGGUCCAAUGGGCAAUUGAAAGCCUUAUUCUUGGAACAUGAAGGUUAUUUUGGAGCUGUCGGUGCAUUGCUGGAAUUACUCAAGAUGACAGAUGCAUCCUGAGUUGCUGAGUCGGACACAGGAGUUGACAAAGAGGACAUGUAUUUUUAAAAGCUACUAUCCAGAAAUUAGUGCCAGAAUGGAACUUGUCUAACGAAACAAUUAACUAUUUAGUUUUCAUAUCAGGUUAAGUAUAAAUUGCUUGCUUUACAGCAGCUACUGUUGUACUGCACUGAAACUCAUUUCGAAGGGAAGUUGAGUAAUCUAUUGUAUGUACUGUAUAUAUUUUAAACAAUGUGCAAAAUAGCCAAAACCAACUGGUUUAUUGUAUUAAUAUUUGGAGAUAAUUUCUGUAUAAAUGUGAACCGUUCUUAAUUUUCUCUCCUGGGAUGUACUUGCCUUGUGAAUGAUCAUACUGUAAUGAUUUAAGUAUUAUUUAUAAAUCACCUGGAAGUUGUUUUGCCAUUUUUCAUUUGAAACUACAAAGCUGAAGAUGAACCUGUAUUUGUGUAGUGUUGAUUUUGUUGCCUUUGUAAAACUGUCCUGCAUAUUUAUAAAAAAAUGACCUUUCUUUGAAAAUGCACAAGUAGUGACCAUGGCAGAUGUGCUGAUCAGACGUUCAACUUGAAAGCCUAUGCUUUCUUGAUGUUCUAAUAUCUUUUUGAUGUAAGUGCUAAUCCAGUCACAACAAGACGCUUUUUCAUGUAAACACUGUCUUGGCCACACAAGUGAAGGUACCUUUCCACUAAUGUGGAAAUUUUGGAUAAUUUGUUCUUAUUUUUAAGAAAAGCCACUUCUUAAGAACUACUGUAUGAUGGAAAAUCCAUCAAACUACACAAGGCAUUGUACUGUGGCAGUUCAUUGUCUGAUCUUUCAAAACUGUAUUUAAAAAGAACUGCUGUCAUUGUACCGUGCAUUUUGAGAUAGGUGCCUCUAGUUAAUAGUAAAUACUUGAAGUGUGCAGUAUAAUGACUGAAUAUAACCACAAAAAUAGGAAAACCUAAUGUAGGCGUGUGUGUGGUUUAAGAAUUGGCUUUCUCGUGGAAUAUAUUUCACAUUCCAUUGAUAUCAUGAUAUUUCUGACAUAUUGACUUCAGUUUUGAGGACCUUUUUAAAAAAAAUUGAUUGCAUGAAAUGUCCUUCUUUCUGAAUUUCAUGAUGGCAGGAGUUGAUUGACUCUAAUAUUGUAAUGAAUUUUAAUUGGAAUGGUCUACCCCUUCCUCUGCAUUACAGAUUUUAACUAAACUCUUCACUUUUCGAUCUGUGUGCAUUGAUCUAUUGUUUAACUGCAAUCUUGAGCUAUAAAUGCUAUUGUAACUAGUCAUUCUAUCUACAUUUUGUUCUGUUUUACAUGUAUAUCUGAAGAAAAGACUGACUAAGAACACUGUAAAUCAGCGUUGUCACAUUUUUAAAGCAAAUUAUAAAGAUUUGCUAUGUGUCUAUGGCUAGGAGCCAAGGUUGUAUACAGUUCAUUCUCUGGAUGUGUUCUUUCUGCUUUUGCCUCCCAGAUAUAUCACCAGUCCAAUCUGCAAAUUUAUCUUGGCUAGAAGCCUUUAGCAAUCAACUCCAUCUAGUUCUAGUACAGAGAGAGUAUGCACUCCACAUCUGGCGCAGAGGGAUGUGUGCUCCACCCUAAUUUGGUCACUUAUGGAGACUGGUUUCACAUGUUUUUCAGUGAACUAAUUCAGUACACCAUCAGCAUUUACCUUAUUGAACACAAAAGAGUGAGCACCCCGAGAAGAGCUGAAAUAUAUAAGGUUACUGAUUUAUAUUGUUUCUUUUAUUUGUGAAAUGUCACAGCUGGUUAUUGAGCAUCGAAGAAUGCCAUUCGAUUCAUGUUUCAAUGAAUAUUUAUUGCCUAUCCCUAGUUGCCCUAUUGGAGGUAGUGAUAAGCCUACUUCUGCAGGCUGAAUGGGUGGAAAUAUGCCCACAGUGCUGUUAAGUAGGAAUUUUGAUCCUGUAACUGUGAAAAGAUGGCAGUGUAUUUCCAGUUGGGUUGAAGUGGAAUUUGAAAGUGAUGGCAUUCAGUGCUUGAUCUACGUAUUGAGGUAUUAGGUUGGAAGCAUUAAGUUGCUGCAUACAACUUGUAGAUGGUACAUGGGAGCGCCACACUGCAUCACUGCUGGUGGGAGUGAAGUUUAAAGUGUUGGUGGGGUGCCAAUUAGCUUGAUAGUUUAGCUUUGGAUGAUUUCAAAAUUCUUGGGUGUUGGAAGGCAUUCAUCCAGGCAAAUCGAAGGUAUUCUGUAACAUUCCUGAUUUGUGCCUUUAGAUGGUGCAGACAUUUUAGAGAGUCAGGAGGUGAGUUAGUUGCUGUAGAAGUCCUCUUGCAACUACAGUAUUUGCAUAGCUGGCCCAUUUCACUUUUUGGUCAAUGGUUAACCCCUCAGGAUAUUGUUGGGGGAGGGGGGUGGUUUGGUGAUGGUAAUUGUCAAAUUGGCAUUGCAUGCAUGCAGGCAUAGGCUGCUUCAUUAUCUGAGAUGUUGAAAGCGAAACUGAACAUUGCAGUCAUCAGCUGACAAAAUCUGAAAUCAUAACACUAAACUUUAAUGGUAUGUGAUAUUGGUUCUUAGCCUGUUAUAUGUUGUUCUUAGUCUAUUUUAAUCUGUAAAAUUGAGUUGUAAACGAUUUUAAUCCAAUUGGGACAGUCAACAAAAUUUACAUCUUAAAAUAAAGACUUGAAGUAUGUCUGA
This is a messenger RNA of Hemiscyllium ocellatum (epaulette shark), 3976 nucleotides long. RefSeq names its product pantothenate kinase 1. The transcript has 7 exons. Gene Ontology annotation, cellular component: cytosol; nucleus. The record is from RefSeq and is a predicted model, not a curated record. The coding region runs from base 102 to 1349 and encodes 415 amino acids. NCBI's taxonomy places the organism in Eukaryota, Metazoa, Chordata, Chondrichthyes, Orectolobiformes, Hemiscylliidae. Gene Ontology annotation, biological process: coenzyme A biosynthetic process. Gene Ontology annotation, molecular function: pantothenate kinase activity; ATP binding.